Molecule: messenger RNA, 1791 nt
Organism: Saxophila tyrrhenica
Lineage: Eukaryota; Fungi; Ascomycota; Dothideomycetes; Mycosphaerellales; Extremaceae
Gene: ILV3
Product: dihydroxy-acid dehydratase ilv3
Exons: 2
Coding region: 1-1791 (596 amino acids)
Biological process (GO): branched-chain amino acid biosynthetic process
Cellular component (GO): mitochondrion
Molecular function (GO): dihydroxy-acid dehydratase activity
Source: RefSeq, a predicted model, not a curated record
AUGCGAUCACCACUGUCACUGCCGGCGCGAUGGAGAUCAAUACGAGCAUUCUCCCAGUCCACCAGAAGGCGCAACGCCACCCCCAAAGACGAUGGCGAAGGCAUUAAUGCCAUAUCGAGACACAUCACACAACCAAAGUCACAGGGAGCCUCGCAAGCCAUGCUGUACGCGACUGGUCUGACGGAGAAGGACAUGUCGAAGGCUCAGAUCGGUAUAUCGUCUGUCUGGUUCGGAGGCAACCCUUGUAAUAUGCAUCUCCUCGACCUCAACCACAAGGUCAAGGAGAGUGUGGGCAAGGCUGGCAUGUUGGGCAUGCAAUUCAACACCAUUGGUGUGAGCGACGGGAUAUCGAUGGGCACAACCGGGAUGCGAUACAGCUUGCAGAGUCGAGACUUGAUCGCAGACAGCAUAGAGACGGUCAUGGGCGGACAGUGGUACGAUGCCAACAUCAGCAUACCCGGCUGCGACAAGAACAUGCCUGGCGUGAUCAUAGCCAUGGGACGGUCAAAUCGGCCCAGCAUAAUGGUCUAUGGCGGCACCAUUGCCCCUGGCUGUGGCGCCAAACCACGCAAUGCCAAACUCGACAUCGUCUCCGCCUUCCAAUCGUACGGCCAAUUCCUUUCCGGCGAGAUCGACGAAGAAGAGCGCUUCGACAUCACCCGCCACGCCUGCCCUGGCGCGGGUGCCUGCGGAGGCAUGUAUACGGCCAAUACGAUGGCCUCCGUAAUCGAAACCAUGGGCAUGACCCUCCCCGGCUCCUCCUCCAACCCCGCCACCAGCAAAGCCAAACAACUUGAAUGCCAGGCCGUUGGCCCCGCCAUCCGCAACCUCCUCAAGGAAGACAUCCGCCCCUCAGACAUUCUCACCCGCUCUGCCUUCGAGAACGCCAUGGUCCUUGUUAACAUAACCGGCGGCAGCACCAACGCCGUCCUCCACCUCAUAGCUAUCGCACACAGCGUCGGCGUCCCGCUCACAAUUGACGACUUCCAAUCCGUCUCCGACCGCACCCCUUUCCUCGCCGACCUCAAACCCUCCGGCAAAUACGUCUUCAACGAUCUCUACGAUAUUGGAGGGACACCAUCUCUUAUCAAAUAUCUCCUGAAAGAAGGCCUCCUCGACGGCUCCGGCAUGACAGUCACCGGCCGCACUCUCGCUCAAAACGUCGAAAACGCCCCCGACUUCCCUUCAGAUCAGGAGAUCAUCCGUCCGAUCUCUAACCCUAUCAAACCAACCGGCCACAUCCAGAUCCUCCGCGGCUCGCUCGCGCCAGGCGGCGCCGUAGGCAAGAUUACCGGCAAAGAAGGCACAGUCUUUACCGGCUCUGCCCGCGUCUUCGACAGCGAGGAUGCUUUCAUCGCGGCGCUCGAAGCGAACACUUUCACCAAAGGCGAGAAGACCGUCGUCAUCAUCCGCUACGAAGGGCCGAAGGGCGGUCCGGGAAUGCCCGAGAUGCUGAAACCUAGCUCAGCAAUCAUGGGCGCCGGUCUCGGCAACGACGUCGCGCUCGUCACAGACGGCCGCUUCAGCGGCGGGAGCCAUGGUUUCUUGAUCGGACAUGUCACCCCAGAGGCGCAGGAAGGCGGGCCUAUUGGGUUGGUACGGGAUGGAGAUACCAUCACGAUUGAUGCUGAGAAGAACGUGGUUGAUAUCGUGGGGCAGAGCGCGGAAGAGCUGGAGAGGAGGGGGAAGGAAUUUGUGGCGCCGAAGCUGAAGUACGAUCGCGGGACGCUGUUUAAGUAUGCGAGGAGUGUGACGGACGCCAGUAGGGGGUGUAUUACUGAUGCUGCGUGA